AUGACGAAUAUGCUUCUUCUGGACCGGAGACGAAUCUUCUGGAUUACGAUCAUCUCCGGCAUUGCGAUCGCUGGUUUUAUACUGUUGCUGUUCAUACUUCAACUACUACUCGUUCCUGUAUUGGUGUACAUAUUCCCCGGCCUGGAGGCACCCUUCUACGACCUAGCCCUUUUCGGCGCUUACCGAACUCAAGACUAUGUAUCAUUCAACCUCACCAGCCCUCAGACCAGCACGGUUCGAUGGGACGAUUCUUGCGACCAAGGCUAUAUCUUUCUCGAUCCCUCUGGUCCUGCAGUCGGCCAUCGUGGCCCACUGAUCGUGGAUGCGCAAGGUGGUCUGAUAUGGACAAGCGACCAGUUCCAGACUACGACGAACCUCAAGGUACAGACCUACCGUGGCAAGGAGUUUAUGACGUUCUGGUCUGGCCAAAAGGCCAAGACGAUGGGUACUGGAUCAUACUACAUGAUGGACGAUACUUAUCGCGUGGUUCAUAAGGUUGAUGCAGUAGGUGACGGUGCCCAUGGCGAUCUUCAUGAGUUCAAGAUUACGUCGGAGGGUACCGCAUUAUUGACCGUCUAUAAUAAAACCCAAGCUGACCUGACUGGUAUGGGCUGGUUCCGAUCUGAUCAUGGCUGGAUUGUCGACUCUGUCUUUCAGGAGGUAGACAUUGCUACUGGAGCUUUACUGUUCCAAUGGAAAGCCAGCGACCAUUUCAGUGCCGCCGACAGCUACAUGACCAACCCUUUCGGCGGUUACACUGAAGGCAUACCCUUUGAUUUCUUCCACAUAAACAGCAUCGAGAAGGAUAGGAACGGCAACUACUUGAUUUCCUCGCGGCAUUUUCACAGUGUCAUGACUAUCGACGGGCAGACUGGUGAGGUACUUUGGCAGCUCGGCGGGAGGUCUGACGAAUUUGAGGAUCUGUCGGACGGGAAAGCGAGCGACUUCAGCUGGCAGCAUGAUGCGCGCUGGCUUGACGAGGAGGAAGGUAUAUUGUCACUUUUCGACAACGGCUAUGCCUGGCCCCACUACAAUGCUCCUUACAGCCAAGGCCUUUUCAUCAAGAUCGACUUCGAGGCGCAGACUGCCGAGCUUACGCAAUCCUUCGUCUCUUCUGGACACGCGCUUUCCUCCUCCCAGGGAUCUGUUCAACCUGUGUUGACAGAAGAAGGCGAAGAACACGUGUUCAUCGGCUGGGGAUCAAGCGCAGCUUUCGGCGAGUUCACUAUGGAAGGAGAGCUGUUGUGUGAGACACACUUCGCGGCAUCGAGCUCAUUUUGGUGGGAAAGAGUGAAGUCCUACCGCGCUUUCAAGAUGCUGUACUGGUCUGGAACACCGGCCCUCUGGGACCCCAGCGCCGCAAUCAGUGAUGGGAAGCUAUAUGUGAGCUGGAACGGCGCAACAGAGGUCGCGUACUGGGAGCUCCAUGGCACAGUGAUAGUUCCGGAGCAAGAGCAAGGACAAUGGCAAGAUGUAGAUGUAGCGGAGAAAGAUGGCUUCGAGACGAGCUUCAGCCUGCAGACAGUCUCUGGUGAAGAGGAGGGCGCCAGGCCAUACACAUAUUUCCGCGUGGCAGCUCUGGACGCCGAGCGCAACCUCAUACGAUACUCGAAUAUCAUCAUCACGAUCGCUGCACUCUGGCAUUAUCGAAAGAGAAGCUGGAAGAUUGUGGAUUGGAGACAGAUGGCGCAGAAUACUAUCGACCGCACAAAGUAUCAGAAGCUGUGGUGA
Recurvomyces mirabilis is the source of this 1731-nucleotide messenger RNA. RefSeq lists its product as uncharacterized. The transcript is spliced from 2 exons. The record is from RefSeq and is a predicted model, not a curated record. The coding region runs from base 1 to 1731 and encodes 576 amino acids. Lineage: Eukaryota; Fungi; Ascomycota; Dothideomycetes; Mycosphaerellales; Teratosphaeriaceae.